This is a messenger RNA of Schizophyllum commune H4-8, 3014 nucleotides long. Its product is annotated as ATP-dependent DNA ligase. The record is from RefSeq and is a predicted model, not a curated record. Gene Ontology annotation, cellular component: nucleus; mitochondrion. Bases 47 to 2794 code for a protein of 915 amino acids. Gene Ontology annotation, molecular function: DNA ligase (ATP) activity; ATP binding; DNA binding. Gene Ontology annotation, biological process: Okazaki fragment processing involved in mitotic DNA replication; lagging strand elongation; DNA recombination. The transcript has 15 exons. Lineage: Eukaryota; Fungi; Basidiomycota; Agaricomycetes; Agaricales; Schizophyllaceae.
GUUUGCGUCGCGCGUCUCACUUUACACGAGAGCGCGCUUCCUGUUCAUGGGCAGACAACAAACUCUCGGAACAUUCUUCGCGAUGCCUAAAUCUGCCAAGGCGACUCCCCCUCAGCAGGCCAGCCUCAAGGAAAUGUGGGGCAAGAAGAAGGCAUCUACGAGCGCCAAGUCCGCCAAAGACGCGUCAGAUUCCGCCAAUUCCGAAGUGAAGCCUUCCAAGCCAGCCAGCGGUGCGUGUGCCUAUACAGAAGAUGAACUUCGCCCUGAAACCAGCACAGGCGAGAAGACGGCCAAAGCGUCCGACGGAACUAUCGGAAGCAAGCGCAGAAGAGACGCCGACUCUGACGAUGAAUCAAGCGACGCUCCUGGUCCCUCAAAGUCCGCUCGCACUGCCAGUCGUUCAUCUCCGUCGACCCCAGCACCUCCCACCCCUUCAUCUAAUGCAACACCUAAACCUGAUGCCAUGGAUGUCGAUCCAGAAAGCGACGAAGAGGCUGCUCCCAAGGCCGUACGCAAGUCGCGCAAGCCCAGGAUCGAGUCCGACGAUGAAGAAGCGCCCACUUCCUCGCAGAAGGCAACUUCGAAGAAGACCUCUUUAAAGCAGACCAAGACCAAGAAAGAUAAGGCUACUGCAGCAGACUCCAAAUCUGAAGGUCGUCGCCGACCCAAGAAAGCGUCGGAGAAGGCUGCACCAGCGACGUCGGACGCUGAACCAGACGCCGAAGCCAGUGUACCCCCGAGCAGUGAUGUUGAAGCGGCAGAGGAAGAGGAGGAUGAAGACGAUGAGGCUCUGCUUGAAGAUGAGGAAGGCGAGGGGGCUGCUACUCGCGCGGUUGCAGCGAAAGCCGCUGAAGCCGCAUUAGCACGCACUUCAGAUGUUGACAUCAAAGGUGGCUGGAAAGUCGGAGACCCAGUACCGUAUGCCGCGCUCACGAAGACUUUCUCUCACAUCGAGUCCACAACGAAGCGACUGGAGAAGAAUGCCUUCCUCACAGCAUUCCUGACCCUCGUCAUACAACGCAGCGCGCCAAACGACCACAACUCGUUGCUUCAAGCCGUCUACUUGUGCAUCAACAGGCUCAGUCCAGAUUACAUCGGCAUCGAGCUGGGUAUCGGCGAGAGUCUGCUCAUCAAGGCGAUCAGCGAGUCGACUGGACGAAACGCGGGCCUCAUCAAGGCUGACCUAAAGAAGGAGGGUGACCUCGGGCUCGUCGCCAUGAACUCGAAGAACAGUCAGCGGACGCUGUUCAAGCCGAAGCCUCUGACGCUACCUUUCGUCUUCUCGAACCUCAAGGAGAUCGCGCUCUCUUCUGGUCAUUCCUCGCAAACCAAGAAAGUAUCCAUCAUUACGAAGCUGCUUGCUGCAUGUCAGGACUUUGAGGCAAAGUACAUCGUGCGUAGUCUAGAGGGCAAGCUGCGCAUUGGGAAUGCGGAGAGAUCUGUACUUGUCGCCCUAGCGCAUGCUGCAGUUUUGGCCGAGAAUGCAAAGCGAGAUCGCAAACUACAUGGCGAAAAGCUCGCUGCUCGCUUGGAAGAGAGCACGAAUAUAGUCAAGGCUGUAUACAGUGAGCUGCCCUCAUACGACAAGGUCAUACCUGCACUGCUCGACCACGGCAUCGACGGCUUGCGAGAGCACUGCAAGCUUUCCCCGGGCGUACCCCUCAAGCCUAUGUUGGCCAAGCCGACGAAGGCUAUAGGCGAGGUGCUCGAUCGGUUCGAGAACAAGCGCUUCACUUGCGAGUACAAGUACGACGGGGAGCGUGCGCAGGUGCACCUCAUGGAAGACGGUAAGAUCGCGGUGUUCAGUCGCAACUCGGAGGACAUGAGCAAGAAGUAUCCUGAUUUAAUGGAGCAGAUUCCGCGGUGUAUCAAAGACAGCACCAAGUCCUUCGUCUUGGAUGCCGAAGCUGUCGCCAUCGACCGCACGACUGGCAAGCUCAUGCCCUUCCAAGAGCUCAGCAAGCGCAAGCGGAAGGAUGUCAAGGUCGAGGACAUCCAGGUCAAAGUCUGCUUGUUCGCGUUCGACUUGUUGUACCUCAACGGCGAGCCUUUGCUGCAAAAAUCGUUGGCAGAGCGCCGCGUGCUCUUGCGCGAGUCCUUCCAGAUUGUCGAGAGCGAAUUUCAGUUCGCCAAGUCGACGGAUAGCGAAACGGUCGAGGAGAUUCAGACGUUCCUCGAAGAAAGUGUGAAGGAUGGCUGCGAGGGCUUGAUGGUCAAGAUGCUUGAGUCAGACGCCAGCUACUACGAGCCAAGUCGACGCAGUAUCAACUGGCUGAAGCUCAAGAAGGACUACCUCGCCGGUGUCGGCGAUUCACUCGACCUUGUUGUCGUCGGCGGCUACUACGGCAAGGGCAAGCGCACGAAUGUCUAUGGCGCCUUCUUGCUCGCCUGCUACGACGCCGACUCCGAGGAGUACCAAACGAUAUGCAAAAUCGGUACCGGAUUCAGCGAAGAGGCGCUACAAUCGCACUACAAUGUACUGAAGCCCCUCGAGAUGGAGAAGCCGCGCGGGGACAUCAAGGUCGGAGGCGCGAAGCCAGAUAUCUGGUUCGAGCCCAAGGUCGUCUGGGAGGUCCUGACGGCGGACUUGAGUCUGAGUCCAGUGUACACGGCAGCGAUGGGAUUGGUUGACGAGCGCGGCAUAUCGUUGCGCUUUCCGCGGUUCAUUCGGAUACGCGAUGACAAGAACGCCGACAAUGCGACGGGCUGUGAGCAGGUCGCGGAGAUGUACGAGCGACAAGCGCUUGCGCAAGGGGGUGGCAAGAAGGGCAAGGUGGUUGAUGACUUCUGGUAGAGCAUCUCGCGUCGUGGUAACUGGUGCAGCAUGGGAUAUAUAGUAUAAUGGAAUAUCUAGGAAGAGGGUUGUGAGCGAUCACUUUUGCGCAGCGUUCUUCACUUCCUCAACGGCCUGAGUAACCUUGCCCUUCGCCUCCUCCGCGGCAUCUGCUAUCUUGCCAGAUGUUCCGAGCUUCUCCUCGCGACCGCCCCCAUACCAGUACUUCACGAAGCGCGCU